Corticium candelabrum is the source of this 1365-nucleotide messenger RNA. Its product is annotated as beta-ureidopropionase-like. NCBI's taxonomy places the organism in Eukaryota, Metazoa, Porifera, Homoscleromorpha, Homosclerophorida, Plakinidae. Gene Ontology annotation, molecular function: beta-ureidopropionase activity. The coding region runs from base 31 to 1191 and encodes 386 amino acids. The transcript is spliced from 13 exons. The record is from RefSeq and is a predicted model, not a curated record.
UUGAUAUCAACUUGAAUCGUGAAUUUUGUUAUGGCGUCAGCAGAAGUCGAGUCGUUGGAUUCGGUGCUCGAAAAACAUUUGCCUCCAGAAGAACUGACUGAAGUAAAACGAAUUCUCUACGGAAAACCAGUAGAAAAAUUGGAAUUUCCUGCAGAUGCAUCUCACUCGGCUGACACUAAAGGUUUUGAAUUAGCCGGGUAUCGGUUUUCGGCUGCUGUAGAACAAGAACGGGAUCCUCGUAUUGUUCGAGUUGGUUUGGUACAGAAUAGGAUCGUCCUUCCUACUACAGCUCCUGUGGCGGAGCAGCGAGAUGCCUUACACAGGCGGAUAGGAGAGAUAACGGAAACUGCAGCAAAGUGUGGAGUGAAUGUUAUUUGCUAUCAGGAAGUAUGGACUAUGCCAUUUGCCUUUUGCACUCGUGAGAAGCUGCCUUGGACUCAGUUUGCAGAAUCUGCAGAAGACGGACCAACUACUGUCUUUUGUCAAAAACUGGCCAAGAAACACAAUAUGGUGAUCAUCUCUCCGAUACUAGAGAGAGAUUCUACUCAUGGUGACAUCCUAGCAAACACUGCAGUUGUGAUAUCAAAUGAUGGAGUUGUCUUGGGCAAGUCACGUAAGAACCACAUUCCCAGAGUGGGAGAUUUCAAUGAGUCAACUUACUACUUUGAAGGCAAUACCGGCCACAGAGUGUUUCAGACACAAUUUGGUCGCAUUGCCAUCAACAUCUGCUAUGGUCGCCAUCAUCCUCUCAACUGGCUCAUGUAUGGGAUCAACGGUGCUGAAAUUGUAUUUAAUCCCUCAGCAACAGUAGGAGCAUUGAGUGAGCCAAUGUGGCCAAUCGAGGCACGGAAUGCCGCGAUAGCAAACUCAUACUUUACGGCUGCAAUUAAUCGUGUUGGGACGGAACACUUUGAACGCGAGUUCACGUCCGGGGAUGGAAAACCAGCACACAAGGACUUUGGACAUUUCUAUGGUUCCAGCUAUGUAGCAGCUCCCGAUGCCAGUCGAACUCCAGGUCUGUCCAGAACUAAUGAUGGACUCCUUGUUGCUGAAUUAGAUCUCAACUUAUGCCGUCAGAUCCGAGACAAGUGGUGUUUCCAAAUGACAUCCAGACUUGAUAUGUAUGCAGAGGAACUCCCAAAAGUCAUUAAGCCAGACUUCAAGCCUAACGUUCAUGAAAGUUUUCACUGAGAUGUGAUGCUUUAUUAUUCAUCCUUUUGUGCCUUGCAUGUGAAUUAUUGUGAAGUGUUGCCAUCUUUUCUCAAUUUCAAGAGAAUAAUGUCACAGUCUGUUCCAUGUGCCUUCCUUGCAGCUUCAAAUGUGGAGGCAGUGACAACACUCAAGUCUAGUGCAAAGAAAAUAUUU